CGUAAGUAAGAUGAAAUCACUCUUCAACGUAAACUGUAUCGUGGUGUUGGUGCUGUGCCUAAGCAAUGCGUUUGCCAGUGAUACUAAUAUGGAUAACCAAACUGAGAAAGCAAUCCCACAAGUGUCCGCAAGCGCACAGCCGCAUGUGACCAGCAAUUAUUCUCAUUCUGGACGAAUUGUUAACGGAAAGGCUGCGGAUAUCGCAUCAUUCCCGUACAUAGUGGGUUUGCGCGUGAAAAACGUUUGUGUGUGUGGAGCUAGUGUUAUUACAUACUGGCACGCUUUGACUGCUGCUCACUGUGUAUACUUCAAUCAAAACAUUUCUGAGAUCACGCUACACGGUGGCAGUGCGUCGCUGAGCAAAGGUGGAAUUGUGUUUUACGCCAGCAAAAUCGUAAUUCAUCCAUUGUUUAACGUUGAAACAGCUGAUUACGACGCAGCAAUAAUCCAGGUGAAAAACUCCUUCCAAGGAUACAAAAAAAUUGCUCGCAUACCUCUCCAAAACGCGGAAGUUCCUAGCAAUACUUUAUGCUGCGUGGCUGGAUGGGGUUAUAAUGGACAAACAUAUCCAGACAAUCUGCAAUAUGCCGCCCUGCUAGCAAUAUCACAACGGCAAUGCUCAGAAGCAUGGUUUGGCUUAACUACACCCGAAAAUAUUUGUGCUCAGCGAGGCAAAAACGGGGACUUGUGUGCUGGCGAUAGCGGAGGUCCAUUGGUCUGUAACGGAAAGCUAACAGGUGUCACUUCGUAUGGUGGAGAAGGUUGCCGGAGUGAACUACCGUCAGUUUUCACUAAAAUUACGGCUCCUGCCAUUAGGCUUUUUAUUAAGACUUAUGCGGGAAUUUGAGAUACUUCUCAUGUUUCUAUUCCUGCGUUACUUUCAGGACUUCUUGGACCGUUUCGCUUGAAAAGCAAACUACUAUUGCAGGGUGUGCAAACUAUGAAACAGUAGAGCAAAUUUGUCUAAUUUUUGGUGUUACACUGAUGAGCUUAGAAGAGCAGAAUCAUUAUCCUUUUUAUCAUUCUGGAUAUGUUUCCCAAUUUUAUAUUCAGAUUUUCAAGAGUACAACACAAGCAACAAGCCAGGGACGCAUAAUAACAGUAGUCUUUCGUCAUCGAGUCAGUCACCAGAAGUGAAACAUGGAUCUGGAGGGAUAGGCAAUUUUAACGGGAUAAAGAGAGCAAGAUGAUCCAGAAUUUCAAAGCAUAAAUAGCAAUAUUAGUAUGUUUUGUGUUUGUAUGUAAAAGUAUUCUAUAAAAAGCAAAAAUAGCAAUAUUAGUAUACGCGUACAUGAACGUGGAUGUGUUCAAUAAAACCAUACAACAAGGUCUCCGGACCAUAUUAUGUAGCAAGAUUUGGAAAACACCAAAAAGUGUAACCUGGCAAAUAAGAUGGUCAGAAAUGAAAUUAAGCAUGAUUAGAGUAUUUGGUAUAAAUUGAGUUCGGGAUAACAGGUUGUUCUGUGCUUAAAACGGUACUAAAAUACUAAAUUACGGUUAAUAAUAUAUUACGGUGUUGUAUACCGCCUAUCAAGCAGGGGGCAGAGAACCUUGGAUUGCAGAUAAACGAGGCAAAGACCAAACUGAUGGUGGUAACAUCAGCGGUAAAGUCUUUUUAGGCUGUCCACAAGGACAGAGGAGGCGUGGUAGGGCUAAAUUGAGGUGGCAAGAUGGCGUGGAGCGUACGCCAUUAAGGUCGGGAUAGCGGACUGGCAAACGAAGGCGCGAAACCGGACCUGGUACUGUGUGACCUAUUGUUGAAGACUUAACCUAAGAAACAGGAACAAUGAAACAGUAUGAGAAAACACUCUUUACGUAAUUAAAUAUCAAAUGGUUUGAUUUUUGCGUGUGCAAAUUCGAUUCGGCGAAGCCCUGUAACCGGCGU
Messenger RNA from Anopheles coluzzii, 1885 nucleotides. Its product is annotated as trypsin delta-like. The transcript has 3 exons. The coding region runs from base 11 to 847 and encodes 278 amino acids. Lineage: Eukaryota; Metazoa; Arthropoda; Insecta; Diptera; Culicidae. Gene Ontology annotation, biological process: proteolysis. Gene Ontology annotation, molecular function: serine-type endopeptidase activity. The record is from RefSeq and is a predicted model, not a curated record.